Coccomyxa subellipsoidea C-169 is the source of this 2766-nucleotide messenger RNA. RefSeq lists its product as hypothetical. Bases 1 to 2328 code for a protein of 775 amino acids. The transcript has 14 exons. Lineage: Eukaryota; Viridiplantae; Chlorophyta; Trebouxiophyceae; Coccomyxaceae. The record is from RefSeq and is a predicted model, not a curated record.
AUGCAUGGAAGGAACUCUUUGAUUGCGGCUUUCGUGCUCCUCUUCCUCUCUGCUCCCACAGGGCUGGCACAGGACCUUUCGAAUGAAUCUUCCAAGAGAAAAGUGGACGGGCAGAAUGUGCCCAAGCUGACACUGCAGCUGGCAGAUCAGCAAGCCUUCUUGGACAGGCAUGGGAGCAAAGUGGGGCUGCACGCCAGAAACAUCCGCAGCAUCGCCGCACCAGGGUUCAAGGAGAGCCUGGCGGAGGUUGCGCAGAGCAGCAGGAGGAGGGCACGCCGUCUGACGGCCCUGCCGCCAAUGCCAGCUCAGCCGGCCCGGCAGGCGCCUGCAGCUGACCCCGGCGCAGCUCUGGGCCCUGCACCGCCGCAGCAAGCACAGGCCGGCACAAUCAUCAAUGCACCGCUUGGGAAGAAAUUCCUGUUGACAGCAGACCACUGCUUUGUCGACAAGGUGGACAUUUCAAAUUUCCAGUGGUGGCUCCUCAUCUUCAACUAUGAGACCCCCUGCAGAUCCAAAGACCGCCCGCCUCCCAUCAGACAAGUCAUACAGGGCACGAAGCUGCUGUUCUAUGACAGCAAGUCGGACGUGUUGCUGCUGGACAUUCCCAACGCCAUCCCCGAUAACUUCAAGGCCUACAAGGUGGGCUUUGACGCUGAGGAGGUCACGCCCCAGCGCGCCAUCUCCAUCCACCACCCUGCCGGCAACAUCAAGCGCAUCUCCUACGCCAACUCCACGGACUCGAUCACGACGAAUUUCCAGGCACCGACCUUCUCAGAGGACAUCCACCCCACCAAUCAAACCCACUUCCAGGUCAAGUGGACGCAGGGGGCCACGCAGGGGGGUUCAUCUGGGGCAGCGCUGAUAGAUGCUGACUCUAGGAAGGUUGUGGGCAUCCUGACUGGGGGGACGACCACCUGUGACAUCUUCAGCGGGGCCGACUACUUUGGCAUGCUCUCAGUGGCGUGGCGCAACGGCCUGCAGAAUUUCCUGUCGGACGCGCCGAGCCUGACAGACAGCGGCCAGGGGGGAUUGAGCACGGUGACUCAGUACGCCGGAGGGGUGGUUGUUGUUGAUGCGCUGGAGGGAACGCCCCUGCCCCACCACGGCCCUGCUAUCAAUUUCUGGCCCUCUGUCUUCGUCAUGGGGCCAGAAAACGUCACCCGCGUCGCUUUCUAUUUGACGGACUCGCCAGCGCCGAAUGAGGUGAUUCAAACGACCAUUGUGGUCAAGGGAGACCUGCCAGGCAAUCAGAUCAACCCGGCGCCCUACAUCACCCUCUCAGAAUACAGCUUCAAUUUCACGACAGACAAUUGCUGCCAGCUUGCACAGCCUCUUGCAGUUACCACAGCGCUGGGAGCAUCAGUUCCUGGAGACCUGCUGCGGCUGCAGAUUGUGUUCUGGCUGACCAGUAGCACAAACGCCAGCUACCUCCAUGUCUCCACCAUGAAGGGCAUCAUUCAGAGCGGGUUCACAAGCUGGACCACCCUGCAGCCUGUGGCCUGCCUCAAGGCUCCCUGCUACUUCACAGACCCGAUUCUGGCAACAGCGCCACCCACUUAUCCCCUGCCCACGAAGGCGGUCUUCCGGUACGCGCCCACGAGCGAGACAGCUGUGGCGCAGGACGUGUGCCUGCAGGACGGCUUCCUCGACCUUGCCACCAUCUCAGUCUACAUCAACGGCACAUUCACAUGGACGCUUAGCCAGUCGUUUGACAACUCGGAGUGCGUGCACAUCCCCGCGCUGGAGGUGCCGGCCGGCAUAGCGCUUUACACGGUGGUCUCCGAUGCCGACGACUACGAGGCCGUGCUGCCCAUUGGCGCGGUCAAGUCUGUGGCCAUCCGCGAGACGGCCCCGCCGCCGGCCGUCGCGCAGAACCGGCCCACUGCCGCCGCCGAGAUUGUCGCCGCCGUCAACGCCGCAUGGCAGCGCGACACCUCCGCGCCGCCCCCUGCGGUCCCCCCUGCCACAACCGCCCGCGCCGGUCCCCACGGUGCCGCGGCCGGCGGCGGCAACGUCCCCUCCGCCGCCCCCGGCCCCGGGAUCGCGGCAGCCGGCGCGGCCGGAAGUGCGGUGCAGCCGGCGGCGGGAAGCAACGCCGCGGCGCAGCCGGCCGGGGGUGCGCAGGACAAGGCGGUGACGGCGUCGUCGACGAGCGGUACAAACCCCUUUGGAGGGGAGAAGGGCGGCCAGGCAGAAGCUGCGCGAGCGUCGAGCGGCGCGCCGCCGGCCAGCCCGCAAGGAAAGUCAGGCGCGGGUGACUACAUGGACGGCGCGUCCGCGGCCGUCAUUGCGAUGCCUAGCGCAUCCCUUAACUCAAACGGACGAUAGUAGACUGCCAUUUCUAUUCUUAUUAUAAUUCCGUAAGGCCACAAGUCUCGUCUUCUGGUGCAUGCAUGUCAACCAGCACAUACACUAUUCUUUCUGGAAAGACCUUGAUAGCAUGCAAUGUGUGCCACGGAGUGUGUACUCUCUAUUGAUUAAUUCUGUGCCAAUGCAAGAUCAUUAGUUAAAAAUGAGCUAAUUUGUCGGUUGGGAAUGGGAACACAAUAAUACUGAGCAAGCAGCACUUCUCAAUGCAAUUUUGUGUACAAUGCAAUUCUUUGUUGGGGGCGCUUGCCCACUGCUUUUGAAAGAUGUGCUAUUGAGUGCUAGUGUCAAGCAUUGCUGCAAUAAAAUUCAAUGGAAUGCUUAUGCUGCAAAGGUGCAGAUGGUCUUGAAAGCUGGGGAGGAAUAGUGGCGGAUUAAUAUGUGUAAGAUCUUGCUUGC